UUCGAAUUCGUUCAUUCAUAGGUGGUACCAGCGAGAGUGGUCGUGCUAGUACCGCUUCUUUUAAACCGGUCGCGCGCGCGGAAAUACGAUUUUCUCCCUUAUAUUUAUAUAAGUAAAAUUAUGUUUUUUUUAAGACUGUAGUUUGGAUUUAAUUUAUAUAUGUAGGGGACAUUUUUCCAGGUACCUCGUAGCGCAAAAUGUCACAUUUGACACAAAAUGUCGCGGUUAUGCUCGCGAUUUUUAUUUUGUUGCUCGCGGUGGAAAUUCACUGUAAGCCGUCCUUAGGGGGGUUUAAGCUGAGAGGUCCGUUCAACCCCAAGGCGGAGAGCGAACCCUUAAAGCAAUACACGGGGAGAAAAGUCAGCGAUUCCAUUCGUAUGGUCUAUUUCCACGAUCAGACUGUGGCAGUGGUAGAAUUGGGACCGAGGAAAUUGCUACUUAAUUGCGAAAUUAUUGAAGUUCAUAAACCUGAUGAAUACUUACAAGUCCUAGGCGACCUAGCAGACACUGCAAGACCAGUAGGAAUCACCCUCCUAGAAAUGCUUACCCUAAUGGACCAAUGCAAAGAACUUGAAGAAUUUUCUGGACUAAUUAAACGAGAGUCACACAAUGAAACGAUGCAUCACCAUUCAAGAGGAUUUUGGAGCAACGACCCUUUAUCUUUGGUUAAAGGGAUUAUUCCAGGUACAAAAUGGUGUGGCUCAGGUGAUAUAGCGAACAGUUACUACGAUUUAGGUCCAGAACCGAGUGUAGAUGUUUGCUGUAGAACCCACGACCUUUGCCCGGUUAAAGUCAGAUCACGCUCCACCAACUAUAACUUGUCGAACUCGGCGUUCUACACGAAAUCCCACUGUGAAUGCGACGACAGGCUCUACAAUUGUUUAAAACAACAAAAGGACAUUCAACUGGCGAACUUUUUGGGAAAUAUUUACUUUAAUGCUUUCGGUGUGGAGUGCGUGGCGGAUGGAAGGGACGGCAAGCGGGAGUUCCGGAAACCUAGACGAAGAUUUUAGCCUGUUAAGCCUUAAAUUAUUAUUGACUAAGUGUAAAUUAUUAGGAAUUGCCAAAAUUGUACUGAUCUGUGAUUUAAAUAAAUAACAUUUAAAAUGUAA
Messenger RNA from Anthonomus grandis grandis, 1112 nucleotides. RefSeq lists its product as uncharacterized. The record is from RefSeq and is a predicted model, not a curated record. Gene Ontology annotation, biological process: phospholipid metabolic process; arachidonate secretion. NCBI's taxonomy places the organism in Eukaryota, Metazoa, Arthropoda, Insecta, Coleoptera, Curculionidae. The coding region runs from base 198 to 1013 and encodes 271 amino acids. The transcript has 4 exons.